Molecule: messenger RNA, 327 nt
Organism: Cylicostephanus goldi
Lineage: Eukaryota; Metazoa; Nematoda; Chromadorea; Rhabditida; Strongylidae
Source: the annotation of a GenBank genome assembly
AUGCCGUCAGACGCAAAGAAAGCGAGAGAUGCGGCUAAGAAAGCUGCUGCUAAGCAGCAGAAAAGAGGAGGAAAGAAGGUAGAACAGAAAGAAGAUCCCGCGACUGAGGCUCAGACAAACGGGGAAACAAAAGAGGCAAUUACUAACGGUGCAGCAGUGAAUGACGAUCAAAUAGAUGCGACCAUCGACGCCGCAGCUCUAACUCUGGAACAGAUUGAGAUUGAUAAUGCUAAAGCACGAUCAGUUGCUGGUGCAUUGACUUCGAAUCCCAGAGGUCUCGAUCACAAAGUGGAAAGUUUGACGGUAUGCUGCAAAACACCAUUUUGA